This is a messenger RNA of Phialemonium atrogriseum, 2802 nucleotides long. RefSeq names its product VRR-NUC domain-containing protein. The transcript is spliced from 2 exons. Gene Ontology annotation, molecular function: flap-structured DNA binding; 5'-3' exonuclease activity; 5'-flap endonuclease activity. The record is from RefSeq and is a predicted model, not a curated record. Gene Ontology annotation, cellular component: nucleus. NCBI's taxonomy places the organism in Eukaryota, Fungi, Ascomycota, Sordariomycetes, Cephalothecales, Cephalothecaceae. Gene Ontology annotation, biological process: interstrand cross-link repair. Bases 97 to 2772 code for a protein of 891 amino acids.
UUUCUGUCCAUUUACGCGUGUUACCAUGUGCAAUCUUGAGAGUGAAUCAUAUCUGCCCCUCUCAUGAUGUCUGACGUCCUCUCACUCCUUUGAGAUAUGGAUCGCUUCAUUCAGAGAUCACAUUCUGCUCCGCGGCGAGAGCCCCUCGCCACUGCAUCGUCCAAGUCUGGCAGGCGUCCAGGCGUCGAACCGCCCCUGAAAAGACCCAGAUUUGAAGAGGCAGAGUCCACAGACUCCCAAUUCUUUGAUGACGAAGGCGAAUCUCGGGAAUAUCGGUCGCUUCAUGCCUCAGACUCUGAGCAAGUCACAGAUGAUGUGUUUAUCCUCGAGCAAGAGACGCCCAUUGAGAGCGCAUUACCAUCUAUCAAGACCGAUAGGGAUGCCAUCGAUGAGUAUGAGGCUCUGAGAGCUUCUCAAUUAACAGGAUCCAGUCUGGAAGAUGAGACUGCCACGAGGAUUGAAAAGCGGGAAUGGGUCAAAGGGAAAAGCUCCAUCUACGUGGACGCAUUCAACCUCGCCCUAGACACUGUCCUGAAGGAUGAAGCCCAUUUAUUUGAUGCAAAGGAGAGGGCAAUUUUCAGUCAAUGGAGGGCACUAAACUACGAAGCUCAAUACUUAUACGUUCGUCUCUUCCUGAGGAAGACUGCGUCAUGGCACCGAAUUGGGCGCCUCGGAUAUUCUAGCGACAUCUCAGACAUUGACCUAGCUAUCCGCAGCUUGCUGGAAACUCGUGUCCUGCCCAACUCGGACUCUGAAGAUUCUAGUCCAGAAGACGGGCCUCUCCACGCUGUACAGGAAUGGUCUCUUGGUGACAGUUUUACUUUUGCUGAUGAUUCUGAAAACUCCAUCAGAACUAUAGAGGAGGCCGUCUCAUUACUGGGCCUUGAGGAGCUAAAGAGCUUAGCCAAGGAAGCAAAAGUCCAAGGCAAGAACAAAGCGGACAUAACUAAGGCAUUAUGUCGCAUGAGCUCUCAACAGACUGGAUUGAUGGCAUUCGGACUACGACGGCAAGAUACCAAUGGGUCUCCAGAAGCCCAAGACUCUCCGAAGCUCAGGACUGGCAAUGUAUCGGACCACCGAGACUCCAAUCGCAACACACACUUUUUCGUCAAAAUCAUGGAAAUCACAGGACCCCUGAUCAGAAUCUCGGAGCCAGUCUUCAGACUCUUCGAGCGGGUUCAUCUCGUUUUCUACAGGUCAACCCAAUGGACGGAGAAAUCCCUGACGACCAUCAUCCUGGCCAAGAUGUCACGGAGAAACUUCCCAGAUUAUAUCGUGAGCAGGUCGUGCAACAUCUUCACCUCCCGGGCCCAUCUGCUCGAGUUUGAGCACUCGAUGAGGAAGGAGUCCGAGGUCGACAAGGUCCUCGAAUCCAACGGGCCCCCGGGAGAAGAGGGGUUCCGGCGGGUCAUCGACGUGUUCGACAGCAUCUCCACAAGGUGGAGAGAAGUGCUCAAGGAGGAACAGCGCAAGGAGGACAGGGUCUACGAGUCCGGCGAAGGGGGCUACUUACGACGCUUCAACCCGGGCCAUGCCUACACCCGCAUCGCGCACAAGGCGGCCCACGCCCACGGCCGCCUGCACGAGCACGCCAAGGAGCACGCCCUGCUCGCCGAGCUCCUCGCCCAGCGCCUCUUCCACCCGGCCCGCCGCGGCCACUGGUACCAGCGCAAGGCCCUGCUGGAGGAACACUACAUGUGGGAGGCGGCGGCGGCGGGCGGAGCCGGCGACGGCGACCGUGACGACCCAGAACUGCGCAUGAGGCGCUGGCGCCGCGCGGCGGCCGCCACGUGCGAGGCGGCGCUCGAGGACCGCGACUGCCACCUCGUGCACCACCACGACCUGCAGAGGCGGCUCGUCCGGCUCGAGCGCCGGCUCCGCAUCCCCCGGCGCCUGCAGCACGACUUUGGCCACGUCCGGCUGCGGCGGCCCGAGGAGCACACCGUGUCGGGCGUGCAGCUUCGGCGCCGCUCGUACGACGACGAUGGCGACACGAACAGGCCCAGGCCCGGGGCGGCGGGCGGGCCGAGCACCAAGACGAUCUGGCUGGACGAGGAGCCGGGCGACGGGGCCGGCGGGGAGGUCUCGGUGGAGGAGAUGUGCCUGUCGUGGUACCGCGGCCAGGGGUGGAAGGGGUACCACAGCGAGGGGGGCAUCCUACGCACGCUGUUCGCGCUCCUCCUAUACGACGUGCUGUUCCUGUACGUGCCCAACGUGUUCCAGACGGCGUACCAGACGUGCCCGCUGGACCUGCACACCGACGCCUUCUUCGCCGCCCGCGCCGGCGAGAUCAACCGCCGCCUCGUGGAGAUCGCCAACGGCGGCGCCGAGGCCGUCCUGCGGGCCACGGACGCGCGCGAGAGGCCGCGCGCGACCUGCGUCGCGGGCCUGAGCUGGGACUUUGCGGCCGAGGAUCUGGCCGAGCUGGUUCGCUGCUUCGACCCGGGCGCCUUGGCCACUGUGUGUAGGGUCAUGGCGCAGGAGUACGGGGUCAGGGGCGGCGGGGUGCCUGACCUGGUGCUGUGGCGGACUGGGGAGGAGGAGGAGGGGGGGCGGGAUGUCGAGGUGGGAGGCGAGGACGAGGACGGAAAUAGAAGCGGGACGGGAGAUGGUGCCGGAUGCGGGAAGGGGGAGGUCAUGUUCGUGGAGGUCAAGAGCGCCAAUGAUCGGUUGAGCGAUUCGCAGCGGCUAUGGAUACAUGUGCUCACUGGGGCGGGUGUUCGGGUCGCUCUGUGCAAUGCCGUGGCGAAAGAGGUCAGGGUCGUUGAUUGAUGCCGAGAGGGCCGUGAAUGGGAUGGAUGG